Salvia splendens (bonfire salvia) is the source of this 820-nucleotide messenger RNA. Its product is annotated as nascent polypeptide-associated complex subunit alpha-like protein 2. Bases 61 to 666 code for a protein of 201 amino acids. The transcript has 4 exons. Gene Ontology annotation, cellular component: nascent polypeptide-associated complex. NCBI's taxonomy places the organism in Eukaryota, Viridiplantae, Streptophyta, Magnoliopsida, Lamiales, Lamiaceae. The record is from RefSeq and is a predicted model, not a curated record.
CUGAAUCACUCAUUUCACUCUUAUCAUCUCGCUCUUUCUCUCUAACACAGCUCCGACGCCAUGCCUGGACCCGUCGUCGAAGAGACUGAAGCCGAGAAGAAGCUUCUGGAUGAGCCAUUGGUGGAGGACGUGAAGGAAGAUGAGGAUCAUGAUGAUGAUUUGGAUGAUUCCGACGAUGAAGAGGAUGACAAGGACGACGGAACGCUAGCUGGAACUGAAGGUUCCAAACAAAGCAGAAGUGAGAAAAAGAGCCGUAAGGCCAUGCUGAAGCUCGGCAUGAAGCCUGUUCUUGGUGUCAGCAGAGUCACAAUUAAGAGAACUAAAAACAUAUUGUUUUUCAUCUCGAAACCUGACGUCUUCAAGAGCCCGAAUUCCGAGACCUAUGUCAUCUUCGGAGAGGCCAAGAUCGAGGACUUGAGCUCUCAGCUCCAGACCCAGGCUGCUGAACAGUUCAGGGUGCCGGACAUUCGCUCUGUGAUGGGCAAGUCAGAACUGGCUGCUGCACCUGAAUCUGCACCUGAAGAAGAGGUCGAUGAGACGGGUGUCGAGCCUCGUGACAUCGAUCUGGUCAUGACCCAAGCCGGGGUGUCGAGGACCAAGGCUGUCAAUGCCCUCAAAACUCACAAUGGAGACAUUGUGAGUGCUAUCAUGGAGCUCACAACCUAGACAUUAUUAUCUUAGCCUCUUCUAUUUUUGCAUCUUGUAAUAUUUUUUUGAAUCAAUGUUACAAUCUUAGUUUUAUUAUCGUCUUGAUUCCCUGACAAUGUAUGUAUGUGGUUUAAGUAAUGAAAAUUUACCCUUCAUUUUUCCGAAUUUUUAA